This is a messenger RNA of Harpia harpyja (harpy eagle), 7160 nucleotides long. Its product is annotated as cyclic AMP-dependent transcription factor ATF-7. Gene Ontology annotation, molecular function: DNA-binding transcription factor activity, RNA polymerase II-specific; cAMP response element binding. Gene Ontology annotation, biological process: regulation of transcription by RNA polymerase II. The transcript is spliced from 12 exons. Lineage: Eukaryota; Metazoa; Chordata; Aves; Accipitriformes; Accipitridae. The coding region runs from base 723 to 2069 and encodes 448 amino acids. The record is from RefSeq and is a predicted model, not a curated record.
CUCAAUAUAAAGCCUGUGCUGCGCUCACAGUCCACCGAGCAGCCGCUCCCCCUCCUGCAAAAGGCUUUGUGCUCGAGCAGGAGCGGCAGAACUCUCUUUGAAUACCUGUACGUGCGAUACACGAUCUGGUUUUUUUUGUUCUUGAGCUGAUCACUCGUAAACCUUCACUCUUCUUCUCGUUUAUCCUCGUUCAGGCUCACAGAGGUGCUGUCUCUUCCCUCCUCUAGCGGAAGGAUGCUGCCACUGAAACCAGCUUUCCAGAAGCGCUCGGUAACCAUAGCUGCUGCGGCCGCCUUCGAGUUGCACGGACUCAGUGCCUUGGCUGCUUUCGAAAACAUAGCCAUGAGCUUUCCAGUGGGAGCGAGUGGGCUCCGAGCUCUUCUGGAACCUGGCCCAGUGUGCAUCGCCUUAUGGGGAACCCUCCAAGAGGAAACGGGUCCAAAAUCUUGUUGUGUCGUCUCUCGUGUUUCAACCAUGUCACGGCAGUACCAUGGUGUCCAUGGGCAGAAUAACACACCAUUGUGCUGGAGUUAAGGUUGGAGCAGCAUUUCGGCUUCCCUGUAGUAAUGGCAGCUUAUUAAUUCAGCCGUGUGAUGAGCUUGACGGAGACAGGUUUGGCUCCUCACCCCUUUCAGGUCUGGUGAGACUGUACCAGAGGUUGUGCUUUUGGCAAGAGGUUUACAAACGAGGACCACCUGGCGGUUCAUAAACACAAGCAUGAGAUGACAUUGAAAUUCGGCCCUGCUCGAACUGACUCAGUCAUCAUAGCAGAUCAGACUCCAACCCCAACUCGGUUCUUGAAGAACUGCGAAGAAGUUGGACUCUUCAACGAACUGGCCAGCUCCUUUGAGCACGAGUUCAAGAAAGCCGCAGAAGAUGACGAGAAAAAGAGUGCCGGAGCCCUGGACAUGUCUCUGCCCUCCACCCCGGACAUCAAGAUAAAGGAGGAAGAGCCGGUGGAGGUGGACUCUUCCCCGCCAGACAGCCCUGCAUCUAACCCACAGUCGCCACAGAACAAAGAGAAGGAGAUCACCUCCAAGCCUGUAAUUAUUUCUACACCUACUCCAGCCAUCGUGCGUCCAGGCUCGCUGCCACUACACUUGGGUUAUGAUCCGCUCCACCCUACGCUGCCUUCCCCAACCUCUGUCAUUACCCAGGCUCCCCCUUCCAACAGACAGCUUGGGUCUCCCACAGGUUCCCUUCCACUUGUCGUGCAGCUUGCAAACGGACAGACCAUGCCCGUCCUCCCAGGCCCUCCCGUACAGAUGCCUUCUGUUAUAUCGCUGGCUCGGCCUAUGUCCAUGGUGCCGAACAUUCCUGGUAUUCCUGGGCCACCCAUCAACAGCAGCGGGUCCAUUUCACCAUCAGGACUUCCAGUGCACUCUGAAGCCAAAAUGAGGCUGAAGGCCAGCUUGACAGCAUCUUCCUCACUGAAUGGCAGCAGCUUGGUGGUGGGCUCAGCCAGCACAAUGGUGACCGCACGUCCAGAGCAGAGUCAGAUACUUGUCCAGCACCCUGACGCCCCUUCCCCAGCUCAGCCACAGGUUUCCCCUGCCCAGCCCACCCCCAGCACCGGCGGGCGACGGAGACGUACGGUUGACGAAGACCCGGACGAGCGCCGGCAGCGGUUCCUGGAGCGGAACCGGGCUGCCGCAUCCCGCUGCCGUCAGAAACGCAAGCUCUGGGUGUCUUCCUUGGAGAAGAAAGCCGAGGAGCUCACGACCCAGAACAUCCAGCUGAGCAAUGAAGUUAUGCUACUGAGGAACGAAGUUGCUCAACUUAAACAGCUCCUGCUGGCUCACAAGGACUGCCCCGUCACUGCACUACAGAAGAAAACACAGGGCUAUCUCGAAAGCCCAAAGGAGAGCUCUGAGCCCACCGGCUCCCCUGCUCCCGUCAUCCAGCACAGCUCCGUGACGGCCUCCCCCAACGGGCUCAGCGUCCGCUCGGCGGCAGAAGCGGUUGCCACUUCGGUGCUCACUCAGAUGGCGAGCCAAAGGACAGAACUGAGCAUGCCGAUACCGUCACACGUCAUCAUGGCUCCACAGUCGCAGUCUGCUGGCAGAUGAUGUCACAGCCUGUGCGUGUGACACGGAGCUAACCGCGAACUCGCAGCCGGAGAGACUGACCAUUACUAAGUCCCUGAUGAGUGGGGGCCGAUAAGGAUUUUUAUUUCUUUUUUUUUUUUUUUUUUUCAAGUGAGUUAAGGGCAGCUAUGGCGCUUCUUACACUGCAUAGCCUGUACAGAUCCUGGCCCCCAACCGCUGCCUUGCCAUUGCCUGUCCCCACAGGACGGCCGCGGAUUGAGCGCUUUUCUCGAUCCUUCAGUUGACGAUCCGUCAACUCAGAGAGUCAUCUGAACACACAGAGCCUCACUUUGAAAAGCACCUUGAAAGGUUCACUUUCAGGUAUCAGUUACAUUAACACUAAACCUCCAUGCUUGGUGGAUCCCCUUGGCGCUUUCACUCUUCCAAGUACCCCCCCUCCCUCCUCCUCCACUCUCAGCAAAGGAAAACAUAGCUCUUGGGAGGCUGUGACAUUUAGUCGUGCUGUCAAUGUAUUUUAUUUUUAACAGCAUGCUGCUUCCAGGCAUCUGCUCCCCCCUCUGCUCUAGCUACCUGAAACAUUGCACCUUCGCACAAGAAGCCUCCUUGAGCUCUGAGGUUAAAGGAAUCGAGGUUAGUCUUGUCACAUGCUAACUCCCAAGAUGCCAGUGACAGAUUUGGACAUGAUGGGAGUGUAAUCGCUGUAAAUCAGUUUGUGCCCAACGGUUGGGAGAGGGGGACGCGGGGCCGGGUGGGGACACGCGUUCCUGGUCACUUGUGCCACACUGGGAGGUGCAGACGUUCACGUGCUGCUCUCGUAAUGGGAUGCUGUAGUUGCUGGAGAAAAGGUACCGUCUCUUCUAGCAGCGGAGGGGCUGCUCUCAGUCUUCCUUACAGUAAAUUGGUGCUGCUCUGCGUCUGCUGGGACCGGUGCAAAGGCACUGUGGGAGGUACAUGAAAGGAGGAGCCAGCCCAGCAGGCAGUAGUAAUGCAAGUCCCAGAAUUCAUCAUCUGCUCCCAACUCCACUGUACACCUUAGCAAACAAAUCCCUCCAUUUCCAAGGAUCAUCUCCUUUACACAUAACCUCGAUGACCUUAAUAAUGGUGGCCUUAAAUCGUGAAUUAGUUGCCUGUUCCAAAGGGAGAGAGCACAAAGUAGUGUUUCUAUUUGCCCGGUCCUUUACCUCUUCUUCAUGAUUAUCUUCUGCUCUCGGUGAUGGAGUAUCUGUUGCUUCCCAGCCAGAGCAAAUGAAGGAUUCACAGAGCUUCCAGUUUCACAGGGCAGGUUAAAAACCCAGCCUCGAUAUUGAAAGAUGUUUGGAAUCAGGUCUGCUUUCUUGCUGGGCGGGCGUAGCAGGCGUGUGUGUCUGUGUGUGCUUCCCGAGGCUGCCGCUGGCCCUGGGCAAGCAAGUGGAGUUGAUAGUUUGGGAAGGGGUGCUUUUCAGGCUCUGGGAAGGAGCCUUGCCACAAGUCCGUGGAGCUGCGUCAGCCCUUGGUCUUCGUCUCCUUCUCGGGAGGUCCCUCCUCACCUGAGCUCUCGCCCACCUCAGGUUGCACUCGCCACUUUUGAGCCAAGUUUGUUUGUCAAAGUGAUUUUGUUUGGCUUAUCCAGACUUGGAAGGUUUCCAGGGACAGCAAAACCCAAAGCAAAGCCUGAGCAAGGAACCCGGAUGGCAUUAUGGAUGGGGAAGUUCAGCAGUUUGGUUCUUCUAUCAAUGGGAUCUGUCUUCUUCCCCUCCUCUCUUUUUCAGGUUUUCGUCAACUUCUCGGCAGUAUUGACUGCGGCGUUUCCUGGUUUGGUUUGUCUUGGCACAGUGCUGCUCUUGCGCGCCUCUGGUUUCUCUUGCUCAUCUUGAGAGUCGUCUUGUGCGUAAUCAGGGUCACUUCUGGCCUCGGCAGUUUGCACUUCUGGUUCAGAUCCUGCGUAGCCCCCCCAGACCCGCCUUUUGUUUCUGUAAAACUGUUUCUGCAGAGUCUGUGUGUGGACAGAUGUUUUGGCUCUUACUAUCCUGACACGAUACGUGUUUCUGCAGUGAGAGUGAGCUGUGAGAACAGGACAUGGGGGGUUUGGCAUACCUUAAAUCCGUGUGACCUGGAGAAAAAGGGGUUUCAGCCAGGUGAGGCACACUGGGGGAUCAGGACCUUUUUGGGGGGCCAGGAUCUAAGACAGAGGGUUCACAGGAGGUACGAGAUCCAGCCCAGCUCUGCUUCCUCUCUUGUUGCUGCUGCUGGAUGCAGGCUGUAGACCUGUGACAGGGAACGGCACAAAACCUUCUGCUCCUUCGCAUGGUCCAAAAAGGUGUAAAAAUGACCCGUCUUGCAGCAAAGGGAUUUGCUCUGGUCUUCAAAUCUCCUCAGUUUGUUUCAGGGGGCUUUGAAACAAGUGUGUCUCUCUCUUCCUUUGUCUGGGGAUAGCAGGAAUGACAAAAAUGUGUUGUAAACAUAUUUGCUUCGUCGCCCGGCAGCCGUUGUGUCCCUGUCCCUUGGUGCGUAGUGCUCGGAGCCAGGAGCUGGGACAGCGUGCAGGGAGCGAGCGGUUUUGUGUCCGGCAGUGCUGACUGUAGCUCACCAGCUCCUCCUAGGCUCACCAAGUGUUCAGCUCUGCAGAAAAACUCCGUCUGUCGAGGAAAAGUGUUCGUUGAAAGAAGAGAGAAAGGAGGAAUUGAGCUCUGGGCUGAUCCCAGCGCCGGUUCCUUGUUCGCUUCGUGGUGUCAGGGUCUGGUGGGUGAGGCAGAGGCGAGGAGCAGCUGGUGGCUUUGCUGGCAGGGUUGGGAGGAGGGAGCGAAGGGUGACAUUGGAGAGGCAGCAAAUCUGGGAGAGACACACACGCGGCAGUGUUAGCAUCGAAUGCAGCAGCUUCCCUGACCCCUUACUUUUACCCUUAGGGACUAGAAGUGACCCAAUUUUGCAUGACUGGAGAGCCGAGAUCGCCCAGCCUGCCUGCGACUUUGUGUCCCACAAAAGGGCUUUCCCUGCCCUGACUGCUCCGACCCUUGAGACCUCGUAGCACCAUCAGGCAUCGCGAGGUACCUCAGACCUUGCUGGUGACGAGUCGGGGGGGUGCAAAGAGCAGCUUUUUUCCUCAUCCCUCCGUGCCUCAGUGCUCCUGGUGUCAUCAGUGCUGCCCUGCUCCAGCAUCUCCCCAUCUCGGCUCCCUUCCGCCUGCGAGUGCUUAGUGCCUUGAAAAACCUGCAAUCCCAUGAAAACGUGGUUGUAAAGCUCCAAACCUGGGCAGCAAUAAUCAGGGAACAAGUGUUUGACCAUACCUUAACGUUUUAUUUUUUUUAAUUGACAGGGUUGCAGCUUUCCUGUGUCCCCCUUUGGGUGUGUUUUACCCCAACAGUAUUCAAUGCCUGCACUGCUGCUGCGAAAGCAGGUCCCGGAGCAGGUUUCAGGUCCCCGUUUCUCUUGCUGACAGCAGCCCUGCUCGAGGGAGGGAGACAAGUGGUGCGAAGCAGGAAUCCUCCCAGCCUGGACAGGCUGAGCCCGCAAUGAGGAAGCUAGCCAAAAAUCCAGCAUAGCUAACACAUCUCCCCCCGCCAGCCUCAGGCAACGGGGGAGUUCUCCGGUCCCAUCCCAGUGCAGUGGAUGGAUGUCCCAAGCCAUAAAUGUGAUUUUUUUGGGGCUCAUGGGUGAGGUUCAUCCCUUGUUGGGGUCACAAAAGGUGCCUGGCAGAGCUGAUGCUGAGCAGGUCUUAAACCUCAGGGGCUGAACGUUGCAACGCUGGGGUGGCUGUCACUUUUCCAGCAGGGGGGACAGGUUUGUUUUUUAAGAGGUGACUUCCCAGGCUUUUCGGACAGGAGGGUACAUAGAGAGAGCAUUUUUCACCAGCACUUUCUCCAGCACCUCCACGCCGGUAGAGCAGCCGUGCGUGGAUACGUUGGGCUGCCCAAGUAAUUAAAAGCCAGCUGCUGAAAAGCCAGGGUCGAUGUGGUCUCCUCUCCCGGAGCCAAGCUGCCCGUGCUGCUCCCAGGGAGCCUUUGGGCUCCGAGGUGUGGAAAUCCCCGCUGGGCACUUCACACAGCUCCAAAGAGCCAAAUGGUGGGUUUCUGCCCCACAUCAUCUCCUCCUUCCUCAUCGCUUCUCUUGGAGGCGGUUUCUUCUCUAGGUCAGCGUGGCAGUAACUGUAGAGGACGUGCUUUAGUUUCGGUGGUAGUUAGGGGUUGGUUUUGGUUGGGAAGACAGACUUUCUGGCAGGUCGGUGAUGUGGGGUCCCCCCCAGACCCAUGAGGACGGGUGAGGGUGAAGGUGGCUUUUUCUUCUUACGCCGGUUCAACUCUCGCUUGAAGGCUUUGCGGAUGUCUUUGGAUGGGGCAAAAAAAAACCCGCUGAUUUCUGCUCCAGGAUCAUUUCUCCUGCUUUUCAGAGGCUCUCUGGGGGCUGGCAGCCACCCGGCCAGCUCUGCUUGGCAGCUCGCUGGGCACCUGCACUUUCCUCUGCCAUCCCUCAGGCCUUAGCCGCGGUGCCUUAACCGAAACCCCGGUUAGUGCCGGUGUCAGUCCUGUGGCUUCCCACGCGCCUUUCCCCAAAACCCAUCUCUGCGGUAGCGGUGUUUGGAUCGGUUGGGAUCUCCAUCCUUCCUCCGUGGCCUAAUGGAUGGGGGGGAGAGCGGCACGGGGGCUCCUUGCAGGAGCGUGGGAAAGCCCUGCUGCGUUUAAAGGUCGCGUUUAGAUUGUGCUCGGGUUGGGGAGAGCCCGACCGGUGGCAUCGGCCGUUGGGAGUCGGGGGUUUUUAUGGAUCUGUCUUUGCUGUAAUGUCGAAUAGAAACAAAUGGCUGAAAAACACAUCCCAGGGCAGCCGUUCCCCUGCCCCGGGGCAAUGCUGAACCCCGGGAGGGCUCGUGAUGGAGGGGAGCGCUCCCUCCUCUCCCUCGGUGGAGACAAAGAUCUCCUCAUUGGCCUCCAAACACUUCAGGACUUGGGGGGGUUGGUGCCACCUUCCUCCCCCCCCCAGACUGGUCCCAGAUUUCAAUGGCUUAGCUGGGAAAUAUGUCAUCUUUGGACUUGUGGAGCUGUUUUUGUUUGGUGUCAUUCCCCCCCAGUUUUGUGGACAGGCGGGCUCAGGCAGCGGUGAUGCUCUCCUGCCCCGAAACGAGCCCAGGAGGUGACAGAGGGA